AUGACGUUUAAUAUAGAGAAUCGCCACAGUGCCAUUGCCAUACCAGGGUCCCGGCCAUUGUACGACCAUUUCAGUGGAGGCACUAAUUUAUUUUUCUCUGCCAAAGGAGUACAUACUCUGCAGAGAUUGGCUGGUUGUGAGCUACUUGAUGAUGACACCCCAGGUCCACUCCGAGAAUUAAAUGCUUUCAACGGAGUGAAAGACUCAGUGUUGCAAUUCAAUGUGCAACAGAAGGCUCUUCAGAUUGAAGGUUUCUGGCAGCAAAUGUGGAGCCAAAGCAGACAAGAAUAUAAUGAGUUGAUGUUCACACAAUUUUACAGCCCAAUCUGCAUCAAAAUCCUGAAGAAUUGCCUCCACAUGAAGAAAAAUUAUGUGAUGAGAAAAGUGAAGCCCAGAGUCAGGCUCCUCCAGAAGACACUCCCAGACUCUGGAGGGGUCAAAGUGACCUGCUUGGCCACUGGUUUCUACCCCCGUCACAUCAACCUGACCCUGCUCAGAGACGGCCAACCUGUGUCUGACCACCAGAUCACUGGGGGGGAGCUGCUACCUAAUCUAGAUGGAACCUACCAGAUGAGGAAGAGCCUGGAGGUCAGCACAGAGGAACUAAGAGUGAAACACCCUUAUUCCUGUACAGUCGAACACCUCAGCCUGGACAACAAACUAGACGUCAAACCAGAUCUUGAUCCAAGUGAAGGCACUGUGUCUAUAGUGAUUCCUGUUGUAGUGCUUGGAGUUGCACUUCUGUGUGUGGUUGGAGCUGUGGUCUUCAUGCGCCGUAGAAGACACAAAUAAAACGGAAAGAUACAGGAGAACAACAAAGGUUUCUAGGAGAUUAAGCGCGAUCAAAGACACCAAGGUGUUUGUAAAUUCUCUUCUAUUAUUAUAUAUUAUUAAAUAAAAAUGGAUC
Clupea harengus (Atlantic herring) is the source of this 907-nucleotide messenger RNA. RefSeq names its product major histocompatibility complex class I-related gene protein-like. Bases 1 to 792 code for a protein of 263 amino acids. Lineage: Eukaryota; Metazoa; Chordata; Actinopteri; Clupeiformes; Clupeidae. The transcript has 4 exons. The record is from RefSeq and is a predicted model, not a curated record. Gene Ontology annotation, biological process: immune response. Gene Ontology annotation, cellular component: external side of plasma membrane.